CAUGCGUGUGCUAAAGUUGUCAUACUUGUCAACAUCAAAACGGAAUUGUCUGCAAGGAAAAGAAUUACAUUUCGCUGGGGGAAAGAUGAAUAACAAUCCUGUGAAGCAUGAAAUUGCUCUCAUCAAUGGAGUGGCGACGAGAAUAUCCAGUGCAAUGUCUACAGAAGAAAAUAUUUGCAUCGUUGUGAUCCCUGGUAACCCAGGUGGUAUUGGUUUUUACGAUAUUUUUAUCUCAACAAUAUUUCAAGCGGGAAAAGGAAAAUAUUCCGUUUACGGUGUUUCGCAUGCAGGCCAUGCGCCAGUGGAUGAACCGACUGGACCAUGCAGAUGGAAAAGCAAACAAUGGGAUCAGCCUGAUUUGCCAUCGUCUUUCUCACUCACAGACCAAAUCGAGCACAAGCUGGCCUUCUUGGCUUACUACAUCCCUGCACACUGCAGAGUCAUUCUGAUUGGCCAUUCGAUCGGGGCGUACAUUGCUCUGGAAAUGCUGAAGCGGUAUCACAACAAGGAUAAAAUCCUGAAAUGCGUCCUUCUAUUUCCAACAAUUGAGCAAGUGGAUUCUGCACCUAGUGGGAAAAUGUGGAAAUUUAUCUGCCACUAUCUACAUUGGCCUUUCCUUAUGGGAACAGUUUUGGUGUCUUUUUUACCCUCCUUUCUUCAAAGGUGGUCCAUUAACUGGUGGAUGUACUUGAACAAGGUUGAAAACAAAGAGUCUAUCAUGGAAGCGGCGCAAUCUAUGCUUAAUUAUCGUACAGUUGAUAACGUUUUGGAGAUUGGCCGCCAGCUCGUUACGAUACGUGAAUUAGACAAUGAUUGCAUACGCGCCAAUCUGGACAAACUAGUUUUUUUCUACGGGCUCGGCGAUCCCUGGGUUCCACAGAAUUAUUAUGAGGCUAUGAAAGAAAGGUUCCCGGAUGGUGACAUCAAACUGUCACGGGAUAAAGACAUCAGGCACGCUUUCGUGUUGGAUACGUCGGAAAAAGUGGCCAAAAUGGUGUGGGAAUGGAUUGAAGAAUAUCUAAGAGAUCUGGAAGAAGCUGAGAGUAUUUGUUGAAUAUGUUACUUACACCAUUGAUCCUGCGCAAAAUAAGUUUUCAAACGCGUGAACAGCCAACGAAAAAAGGGUUCUGGAGCGAAACAUUUGAGAACCCGCGUUGAUGCGAAGUAACGCCGCAUUUACUUGGUCAAAAACAAUCCGAGAGACUUCGGGUACUUUGGAGGAUUGCAAUGAUCAAGUUUAAAAAGCAACGCUGCAUGCAAUUAAAUUGCAAGUACGAGUUAGUUACUUGUACCCUGGCUUAAAAGAAAAAAAUCAAUUGCUGUAAGAAAUAGCGCACGAAACAUUGUGCACACUUCAAUAAUCUCUCUUUGUACCUAAUGUUACCAUUAUAAAAGUUUCUUAAGUCUUGGGCGGAGGAUGAAGGGAAAAUCUCGUUGAAAUCAAGGAUCAUAACAGUAUCUGGACUGUUUGAUAAGCACUCUAUACGUAAAUAUUUUAUUUAUCUCCAUGCUGGUAAUCUAACUUUAUUUUAAAAGCUUUUGUUCGAUUUUGAUAAAUGCAUGUCUAUUAUAUAAAACUAGCUUGAAAAGGCAGACGUAUUAUUGUCUUUUGAUAGUAUUUGUGUGCCAAGUAUAAUCAAAUGUACAUAAAAUAAACUUUAAUAUUCCA
Molecule: messenger RNA, 1669 nt
Organism: Pocillopora damicornis (cauliflower coral)
Lineage: Eukaryota; Metazoa; Cnidaria; Anthozoa; Scleractinia; Pocilloporidae
Product: lipid droplet-associated hydrolase
Biological process (GO): lipid storage
Cellular component (GO): lipid droplet
Molecular function (GO): lipase activity
Source: RefSeq, a predicted model, not a curated record